AGCAUUCAUUUCUACGCAUUCCUACUUGACCACCGCCCUUGAUCCCUUGACUCUGCUGUUAUUGCACCACACAAUACACCGCUUCUUUGGAAUCCCACGCGCGGAAGGGGAUUCUGAUCUACCAGAGUGUGACCCAGUAAGGCUUGCUCUUCGUCUUCAGCAGAUUAAGAGUGACGGCCGCAGACCGCGUUUUCUCAUGGAUGAAUGUUCGAUGAUUUCGUAUCGCUUGCUGGAACUGAUGAGUCAAGGCCUCCGUCAUGCUUUGGACAAUAACCGGCUAUAUGGGAACUGCGCUGUGUUGUUCUUUGGAGACUUUGGUCAACUUGGUCCGGUCAUCAGGCGAGGACCCGUGCCGUAUUUAUGGAAAGCACCAACAGAUGACUAUCUUGCGCUUGAUCGGUACGAUCUAACAUCACCAAUGCGACAGCAAGAUGAUCACCAGUUCGACCUCUUUCUGACUUUGCUGGGAAGAUACGAUGGCAACGAUCUCCACCAGCGGCGGAUCUUCAAUACUUUUCUCCGGCAACGUCACUGGGACAACACUCAUGAUCAGCCUACGGACUUCUUCCACUUGUUCAGUCAUGUUGAAAAUGCAAGGAAGGUGAACAACCGGCAGCUGGAGCAGCUUCCUGGAGAGCUGUUCUCUUUUGAAGCGAUUGAUGGUAUGGGGGCUUACGCAACGGCUCAGCAAAAAAAAGCUGUCUCUCAAGGUCGGAUGUCGGGUUAUGUACGUCAGCAAUAUUUACUACGUCGCAGGAGUACUGUGCACAUAAAACCAAGGCCUUUCAAGAGCCAUACCACAAUCCAUCCUCUGAAACCAUCCACCCAUCCAUCCAUCCAUCCAUGCGAGGCGAUCCCAAGCAAGGCAUGUCUCCGGUUCCUCAAGACGUCGGUCAAGUCUCCGAAAUCGAUACGAAAGGUGGUCUCCUCAAGCUUCUCCAGGUCUAUCAAAAUCGUUUAGUGAAGAAGACCAGUGGGAAGGGUCUGCUGUUAAUGAGGUUUAAUGAUGCUAAGCAGCGUCUACGUAGAGUUCAGCUUAAUAGGCCAAUUAAAGAUGAUGCCCUCCGAAAGCUCACAGAGCAAAAAAAGUCAUUGUUGAAGGCUUUGAUGAAUGAAGUAGAAGACGUUCUCAAGACAGCAUAUGGAUACGUUGAGAGCAAGGUCGCCAAGGUACAAAAGUCAGAGGGCAAUCGAAUUACCGUCAAGUGGAACCCGUCGAUUCCAGAGCACGAUGGGCUCCAUCGUAUCUGCAAAGAGGAGAACAUUCCACUUCUUGUGGCAUAUAGCCCAUUCUACACGCUGUCUUGUUCGAUAGCUAGAUUGAGUCCAGACAUUAACUUAAGCCACUGAGCAAUAAGUAAUUGCUUGGUCGCUGUAAUUAAAGAUCCCUC
Messenger RNA from Gamsiella multidivaricata, 1391 nucleotides. RefSeq lists its product as uncharacterized. The transcript has a single exon. The record is from RefSeq and is a predicted model, not a curated record. Bases 197 to 961 code for a protein of 254 amino acids. NCBI's taxonomy places the organism in Eukaryota, Fungi, Mortierellomycota, Mortierellomycetes, Mortierellales, Mortierellaceae.